Messenger RNA from Fomitiporia mediterranea MF3/22, 1340 nucleotides. RefSeq lists its product as uncharacterized. The record is from RefSeq and is a predicted model, not a curated record. NCBI's taxonomy places the organism in Eukaryota, Fungi, Basidiomycota, Agaricomycetes, Hymenochaetales, Hymenochaetaceae. Bases 520 to 1185 code for a protein of 221 amino acids. The transcript has 3 exons.
AAGGAACAACGAUUCAUCACCACGGACCCUCACAGAACGCGAGAUUUCGGGUGAAUGCCCGAUCCGUGUAGCUCAGUCAUUACUCUUCACUGCCACUCCACUCGAAAGUGCAAAUAGACGCUGCACAGCCGUCUUGACAAAAGGUGCCUGCGCUUGAACGCGUAACGCGCAGCCACCUGCCCAUGCAAAGCGCAUUACCUUCUUCUUCCAACUCUUUCCUUUUUAGCUCGUGUUGACUACGCAUUGCCUUGUGUUCAAGCGGUUGACUAAUCUGUAUUAUUUCAGAUUGGCAUUUUGCCGAGUCGGGAAUAUCUGUCCUGCGGCUCUCAAGGUCAAAUAGCGCAGCAAAUUGCUUGAAUAAAUAUGCGCCUCAGCGACAGAGGCAACUCCGUGUACGUACGGGUUGGCUCUGAGCUUGUUUAUUUUAAUGAAUGGCGGCGCCGGCGACCCUAUCCCCCUCCUAACUUGGCUUGUAUUACCUAUUUCGAGAUAUGGCAGGUGGAACUCUGAUUCGAACUCAUGCAGGCGUAUAAACGCUGGAAGACACCGCCGGCACCCCUCUUGAAUGCCAAUGUGGCCGACGCUGGGAGUAUAAGAAGGAGACGAGUCGACUGGUUACGUGUUCUCAAAGAAGUAACUACUCCGAACUCUUUUACUGUGCGGUUACCCCGAAUGAGACCACACGACACUCUAUCAGACUCUCUUAGCAUCCGCUCGCGCUGGUACGCCAGACGGGCCGUUGGCCUGGUUUACGAUCUGCGGAGCGACCCGCGGCACACGUACAUUGCGACGUAUAACGGCGACAUGGCAGAUUUGUGCGAGCCCGCUACACGCCACCCUUCGCGAUACAUGCGCAUCAUUAUACGGCCAAUUCCCGGAAUUGAGCUUUCGGUCGAUGUUACCAGCGGUGCCUACGUCACCGUUGGCCAAGUACUCUGGGCUGUAUACUGCAAGCUUCGUCAGCCCAUCGCACAGUACGAAUGGUGGGCCCUGUCCAAGGACGAACGGCGCGAUGUGGCGGCUGCGUUCUAUAGGCGACUCGAAGCAUCCUCCCGCCCUCAGUACGACUACUACAAUGGCGUGAGGGGGGUUGAUUUGUUCUGUGGCGAUACAACGUUUCGAGGCCUUGAGCCAUCCUAUAAAGGUAGCGAUGUUUGGGAACUUGUGAUUCGAAAGAAUGCAUGAUACUCCGUGCUGCACCUGCCCUCACUUGUUCGUUCACGUUUUUGAAAGCCUACCAGUUGCAAACCACAUUCGUAUCGUCACAAUGCUUUUAACUAGCUAUAACUCUGAUAACUGUAUCAUUAGCCUACUCUGUCUCGCAUGAAUUUGUAUCAACC